This is a messenger RNA of Gordionus sp. m RMFG-2023, 1842 nucleotides long. Its product is annotated as nucleolar and coiled-body phosphoprotein 1-like. Bases 47 to 1741 code for a protein of 564 amino acids. The transcript is spliced from 6 exons. Gene Ontology annotation, cellular component: nucleolus; nucleoplasm. NCBI's taxonomy places the organism in Eukaryota, Metazoa, Nematomorpha, Gordioida, Chordodea, Parachordodidae. The record is from RefSeq and is a predicted model, not a curated record.
UACAGUAAAGUAAUCAAAAUUUAAAAAUACUUCAUCCUUAAUCCCAAUGGGUAAAAAAUUGCAUAGAUUAGUACAUUAUUAUUUGAGCUACCAUUGUUUAUCGGCUGCGGAUGAAUUUGCAAAGCAUCUUAAUAUAGAUAAAUCAGUAAAUCCAAUUACUACACUUGAAGAUAUUUAUGCACAUUGGAAGAAACAGAAUGAUAAAACGAUACAAGCAUUAAUCGGUAAUAUUCCAGAAAAAAAUGAGGAAGUAAAAGCCUUGCAAAUACCACCUGUUAUUACUGAAGAAAAGGAGAAAGCCCUUGUUAUAGCUGAAAAUAAAAAAAAGAAGCCUGAAAAACCGUCAAAAAAUAUUCCUGUCAAAUUAAAUGGCCUAUUGCCUAGAUCUCUAAUGCUCAAACAACAACAACAAACUCUUAAAUCCAUUGCUGAACCAACACUUUCUAGCACUAUUGUUACUAGUUCAAACUCCAAUUCAGAAUUGACAGGCAAUUAUGUUCUUGGUGAAAAGUCAGGCAACAUCACAGAAGAUAAAUCAGAAAAUAUACAAACGAUAUCAAAAUCAGACAAGCUGAAAAAUGCCAUAAACCUUGGAAUCCGCCAAAUGCUCACGCCAUCCUCCAAAAAAGUGGCCACCAAACAGCCAAUAAAAUCGAAACCUGUUAUGAAUGACAGCUCUGAAAAGCGUCAAAUAACAUCAAAUAUUUUUGAUAAAAGUGAAACAAAUACUUAUCUCGAAUCCAUAGAGAGUGCCAUAAAAAGAAGUAGUAACCAAGAGAUAGAACCUAAUGCAAUUCCAAGAACCAAUUCUAUAACUGACGUUGCCAAGGAUUUAGAAUCUAAAAAAUCAUCUGAUUCUACUAGCAAAAAUAGCACUCCAAAGGCCAUUAUUACCUCAAACCUUGAUCAUAUAAAGGAAAGCAUGUCUAAAAGUAUGGAGCGCUGUUUUGUUAAGCUCAAAGAAGAUGAUGCCGUGAUUGUGCCAUCUCCCAGCUCUAAUCCUGAGGACAAACCUAAAAAGAGUAACAAACGCAAAAAAAAGGAAAAAAUUUUGAAUUUGCUUACCGAGUCAGCUGACCAUAUAAUCAAUGUCAACAAUGCUGAAAACGAAGCUGUGGUGAUUAUAAAUAAACCACCAAAGCCCAAGAAGAGCAAAAAGAUUAAAUGUGUGGAGAAUAACCGGGAAAUUAUAAUGACCAAUCCUAUAUUUUCUCAAGAAGCACAGGAGCCUCCCACUGACAAAAUAGCAAUUCUUGCUGGUUGGUCUAAGGACAACAUACUAGCCGAUAAUGUAAAUGAUGACGUCAAAAAACGCAAGAAAAAGAGUAAAAAAUUGAAUUUGAGUGAUAUUAUGGAAAAGCCUAAUAAAGAUACAGAAAAUUCUAUAAUCGUCAACGGCAUGAAUGGGAUGAGCAAUGGAUAUCUUGAACCCUUUGUCAGCCUGACUUCCAUUAAAACGGAUGCUCUGGAUCAAAAACAUCAGAUGCCGAAUUCCAAUAAACCGUUUAGACGAAUCGAAACCUAUGGUGAGAUAAAGAUUGAUCCAAAAUUGUGCGACAAUUCUUUCGAAGCUAAAAAAGGGGCCGCUAACUCCUGGGGAGAAAAAGCAAACGAUGUCCUAAAGUUUACUAAGGGCAAAGGUUUUAAACACGAAAAGAAUAAGAAAAAAAGGGGAAGCUAUGCCGGUGGUAUCAUAUCAAUGUCCGUCAAUUCUGUUCGAUUUAGUGAUGAUGAAUCAUAAACCUUUUUAAAUACUUUUAUAGGCGUUUUUUUAAAAAAUAUUAUUUAUAAUCAUGUUUUUUAAAGCCAUAAUUUUAGUUUAAAAAAAUAUAUUUUUUGUAU